Nelumbo nucifera (sacred lotus) is the source of this 1423-nucleotide messenger RNA. RefSeq names its product chromatin remodeling protein EBS-like. Lineage: Eukaryota; Viridiplantae; Streptophyta; Magnoliopsida; Proteales; Nelumbonaceae. Gene Ontology annotation, molecular function: chromatin binding. The record is from RefSeq and is a predicted model, not a curated record.
UGCAUGUAUGUAUGUGUGGGUGCAUGGGAUGAUGUGGCGAAGCUGUUCAUACUCGAAUGCGAACAUAAGCCCCCGUCGGAAAUUCUCUCUCUCCUCAUACAGUCGUCAGUUGCCUCUCGGAAGAGUUCUAGUUCUAGGGUUUCUGCGUACUUCCUCUCCCAGAAUCUAGGGUUUGAACAAUCAUUCCCAUAAUCAUCUAACCAAUGCAUUCAUCUUUUUGAUUUCGCCUUUAAAACUGCUUCCGACUGGUAGUGUUUAAUCUCUUUAUCUAUUCCUCUUUCUCGAUUAAAAGAGCCUUGUUGUGAACGAAGCAUAGAAGCUAAUCAGUCAUGGCGAAGACGAAACCGGGGAAGAAGGACUUAGAUUCCUACACAAUCAAGGGCACCAACAAGAUCGUCAGACCGGGAGAUUGUGUUCUGAUGCGUCCCUCAGACUCAGAUAAGCCGCCUUAUGUUGCUCGAGUGGAGAAGAUCGAAGCAGAUAACCGGAACAAUGUGAAGGUACGGGUGAGAUGGUACUACCGACCGGAGGAGUCGAUUGGAGGGAGGAGGCAGUUCCAUGGAGCCAAGGAGUUAUUUCUAUCGGACCAUUAUGAUGUGCAGAGUGCCCACACUAUUGAGGGGAAGUGCACUGUCCACUCUUUUAAGAAUUACACCAAACUUGAGAAUGUUGGUGCUGAGGACUACUUCUGCCGAUUCGAGUACAAAGCUGCUACUGGGGGAUUCACCCCUGACCGAGUUGCAGUGUAUUGCAAGUGCGAAAUGCCUUAUAAUCCUGACGAUCUCAUGGUUCAGUGUGAAGGAUGCAAAGACUGGUUUCAUCCUUCUUGUAUGGGCAUGACUAUUGAACAAGCAAAGAAGUUAGAUCACUUCUUAUGUUCUGAUUGUUCGUCUGAUGAUGAUGCUAAAAGAUCCCUGAACACAUUUCCUCUCUCACCACCUGUUGAGCUCAAGAUCUGGUCGCAUUUCUUGACACUUUUCAGCCGUCAGUGGGUUACAAGAAAUAGCAGGACUUUUUUAAACAAAGAGCUCUACAAGAGGGAAGCUAUUGGCAAAAUUGAAAGGACUCUUGUAUGAUGGGUUAACAUUCUCAAACAAUUUGCUGAUAUCAAGCAGGAACACUUCAAUAGCCAGUGGAGCCAAAGCGCCGGAAGAGAUGACCAAUCAAUGAAGAGGCUGUGGUGCAUGAUGAGGAGGUACUUGUUUUCUUGCAUGUUUGCUCUUCAUUGGUGUCUAGUGUCAUGUGGAAUUGUACAGUGCAGAGAACAUACUGUGCUUGCACAAACUGGAGGCUUUUCUUAAUUUAUGUGCUUUUAACAUUAUAUUGUAUGUGUGUGCACCGUAGAUUUUAGGAGCUGACUUUAUGAAAUUGUGUUGUCUCAUGUGUACACUCUGCAAAGUAUAACACUCUUAUUUAAGGACAA